This is a messenger RNA of Zalophus californianus (California sea lion), 7893 nucleotides long. RefSeq names its product THAP domain containing 9 (gene THAP9). The transcript has 5 exons. Lineage: Eukaryota; Metazoa; Chordata; Mammalia; Carnivora; Otariidae. Bases 57 to 2765 code for a protein of 902 amino acids. The record is from RefSeq and is a predicted model, not a curated record.
UCUGUCGCGAUUAAUGCUGUCACGGGAACACCCAAAGUGGAGCCCCACGUAGCAAGAUGACCCGAAGUUGCUCGGCAGUGGGCUGCAGCACCCGGGACACCGUGUUGAGCCGGGAGCGCGGCCUCUCCUUUCACCAAUUUCCAACUGAUACCAUACAGCGCUCAAAAUGGAUCAGGGCUGUUAAUCGUGUGGACCCCAGAAGCAAAAAGAUUUGGAUCCCAGGACCAGGUGCUAUACUAUGUUCCAAACAUUUUCAAGAAAGUGACUUUGAGUCAUAUGGCAUAAGAAGAAAGCUGAAAAAAGGAGCUGUGCCUUCUGUUUCUCUAUACAAGGUUCUGCAGGGUGUACACCUUAAAGGUAAAGCAAGGCAGAAAAUCCUCAAACAGCCGCUUCCUGAUAAUUCGCAAGAGGUUGCUACCGAGGACCAUAACUACAGUUUAAAGAGACCUCUGACAAUAGGUGCAGAGAAACUGGCUGAGGUGCAACAGAUGCUCCAGGUGUCCAAAAAAAGACUGGUCUCUGUAAAAAACUACAGGAUGAUCAAGAAGAGAAAGGGCUUACGAUUAAUUGAUGCACUAGUAGAAGAGAAACUCCUUUCUGAAGAGACAGAAUGUUUGCUACGAGCACAGUUUUCAGAUUUUAAGUGGGAGUUGUAUAACUGGAGAGAAACAGCUGAGUACUCUACAGAAAUGAAACAGUUUGCAUGUACCCUCUACUUGUGCAGUAGCAAAGUCUAUGAUUAUGUAAGAAAGAUUCUCAAGCUGCCUCAUUCUUCCAUCCUCAGGACAUGGUUAUCCAAAUGCAAACCCAGCCCAGGUUUCAACAGCAACAUUUUUUCUUUUCUUCAGCGAAGAGUGGAGAAGGGAGAGCAGCUCUAUCAGUAUUGUUCACUGACCAUAAAAGGCCUCUCUCUCAAGCAGCAGCUCCAGUGGGACCCUAACAGUCACCGUCUGCAAGGGUUUAUGGACUUUGGCCUCGGUGCACUGGAUGCUGAUGAAACGCCCCUCGCCUCCGAAACGAUUUUGUUAAUGGCAGUGGGUAUUUCUGGUCACUGGCGAGCACCUCUUGGUUAUUUUUUCGUAAACAGGGCAUCUGGGUAUUUGCAAGCUCAGCUGCUGCGUCUUACCAUCGGCAAACUGAGUGACAUAGGGAUCACAGUUCUGGCUGUUACGUCUGAUGCUACAGCUCACAGUGUUCAGAUGGCAAAAGCCUUGGGGAUACAUAUCGACGGAGACAACAUGAAGUGUACGUUUCAGCAUCCUUCAUCUUCCAGCCAACAGAUUGCAUACUUUUUUGAUUCUUGCCACUUGCUCAGAUUAAUAAGAAACGCGUUUCAGAAUUUGCAAAGCAUUCAUUUCAUUAAUGGCACAGCACAUUGGCAGCACCUCGUGGAGUUAGGAGCACUAGGGGAACAGGAGUUAGCAAAUAUGGAAAGACUCCCAAGAAAACUUACAAAUCUGAAAAACCAUGUACUGAAGAUGAACUGCGCUGCCCAAGUGUUCAGUGAGAGCGUGGCCAGUGCGUUGGAGUGCCUGCUGUCGUUAGGCCUGCCUCCGUUUCAAAACUGUAUUGGUACCGUCCACUUUUUACGCUUAAUUAACAACCUGUUUGACAUCUUUAAUAGUAGGAACUGUUAUGGAAAGGGACUUAAAGGCCCUCUACUGCCUGAAACUUACAGUAAAAUUAAUCGUGUGCUAAUUGAAGCCAAGACUAUCUUUGUGACAUUAUCUGACGCUAGCAACAAUCAAAUAAUUAAAGGUAAGCGAAAACUAGGAUUCCUGGGAUUUUUACUUAACGCUGAGAGCUUAAAAUGGCUCUACCAGAAUUAUGUUUUCCCUAAGGUCAUGCCUUUUCCGUAUCUUCUGACUUAUAAAUUCAGUCAAGACCAUCUGGAAUUAUUUCUGAAGAUGCUUAGACAGGUAUUAGUAACCAGUUCUAACCCUACCUGUAUGGCAUUCCAGAGAGCUUACCAUAAUUUGGAGACUAGAUACAGAUUACAAGACGAAGUUUUUCUAAGUGAAGUAAGCAUCCUUGACAUUUCAAUUGCUCGAAGGACAGACUUGGCCCUUUGGACAGUUCAGCGUCAGUAUGGUGUCAGUGUUAUAAAGACUCUUUUUCACAAAGAGGAUAUUUGCCAAGACUGGUCUUAUUGUUCUCUAAGUGAGGCAUUACUCGAUCUGUCAGAUCACAGGCGAAAACUCACCUGUUGUGCCAGUUAUAUUGCAAAUAAAUUAUCAGCUCUUUUAACUUGUGAGGACUGCAUCAGUGCACUGUAUGCUUCGGAUCUCAAAGUUGCUAAAAUUGGGUCACUGUUAUGUGUUAAAAAGAAGAAUGGUUUGUAUUUCCCUUCGGAAAGUCUAUGUCAAGUCAUAAAUAUUUGUGAGCGAAUUGUAAGAACCCAUUCAAGAAUGGCAGUCUAUGAACUACUUCCUAAACAGAGAGAAUUGUAUCUCCAGCAGAAAAUAUUAUGUGAGCUUUCUGGGCAUAUUUAUCUUUUUGUAGACUUAGAUGAGCAUCUCUUUGAUGGAGAAGUGUGUGCCAUCAAUCACUUCGUAAAGUUACUAAAGGAUAUAAUAAUUUGUUUCUUAAAGAUCAGAGCUAAAGAUGUAGCGCAGUACCCUUUAAAACACCAUUCAGAAAGACUUGAAAUGAAAACUUUGUCAAGGAAAUACUGGUCACCUUUACAGGAUUACAGAUGUUCAGGUUUUGCUAAUACCAAUAAAUUCAGGCAUUUGUUAAGUAAUGAUGGAUAUCCAUUCAAAUGAGGGACCUAAAAUAUGUCAGUUUUUAUGAAGAAUAGUUGGUCAACAUUUUUUAAAGUUCAACUUUAUUUUAUAAAUUGACCAUUUUGCACAGUUGACAAGUUUGUAAUUCUGACUUAUUAGAAUUUCUAAUUAUGCAUAUUAUAAAAUCUCAUACUUUGGUUUGCAGCAUUGCAGUUACUUGGAUCAUAGAAAGCUGUAAGUCAGUAGGAGCAGACUAGCCAACAGAUGCUGCUUUUGAAUAUACUACUCUAAGACUGAGUAAUGGGACUGGACAUACUUUUAACUUGUUCAGUCUAUUUUAAAAUGAGAGAAUAACAACUAAGAGUGAUUAAAACAUUGACUCUGACAGAUAGACUACCUUCCCUAAAAGUGCUUUGGUUUACAGCUCUUAAGAAUGUUGACAGGAAAAAAAAAAAGUAAAAGGAAUGUUGACAAAAUACCUAUAAAACCUUGGAUAUAAUUUUUACUUACAUAAGAAAAUUAAGAUGUGGUUUGAAGAUUAGGCUAACUUAAAAUACCAAAUACCACAAAAUCCCUUUGCCAGGGUACCCUAAAACAAGUGUGCUGCAACGAAGCUGGGGAAUGUAGUCCGGGAAGUACAUAGGUGAUGUCAUUUUCACAAUCCAUUGUCCUUGGACUUCGAAACACUAUUUUUGAGUAAUAGCGUGGGUACUUACUUGACCACCGGAAGAGCCUGAUGCCCAUCAGAGAAUGAGGAGAAGCCUUAUUCCAGCUUCUCCUUCUGAAGUCUCCUUGUGUUUGCAGGGAGGCUGAAAUAAAUGUAUUUUCAGUGUUGAGUGAAUAAUGGGAUUCACACCAUGCAAUUAAUAAAUGAGAAAAAUAUGGUCAAUUGAGACAAUGGUUAUGAAAAUAUUUGUCUUAAUUAUAUAAUGAGUUUUUUCAGAAAUUUAGAGGCGCUUAAAUAAUCUGAAGAUGGAAACAUACAAAGAACAAUUUUCUCCAUUCUCUCACACCCAGAAUUGAAAAGAUGAAUAGAAAAACAUACAGGUAUAUGUACUUUCACAUAUGGGGAGUGUUUUAAAUGGAUAAAAGAAACAAACACAUGAUGAUUCAUCUCUGUGUGUAAAACAUUUACUCUUCUUGUCAUUGAGUGAAUAUUCACAAAGUACAGUUAAUAUGAAAACUUAAAAUUGCAGAAGAUUAACGACCAGGUAAAAGUUGAGUUUUAUUAAUUAAAAUUCUCCUUAAAUUGUAUAUUUUUAUAUGUUUGUUUGUUCUACCUCAAACAAAGGCUUAAGUUUUGAGAUGUAACCAGAGUUGUACUACAUUUUAUGCAAGAGCUAUUGCUGAGAAGUCUAGAGAUUGUGGUUUUUGUUUGUAAUAGAAUGAGUUUAGAUGCACCGGAUAAAUCUUAUUUAAAGGAAGCCUAUUUGUAAAUCACCACCUUUUUAACUUAUUGUUUAUAUAAAUCCAAGUUUUGGCCUGAACUUUACUUAAAACUAGGUUCAUAUCUGUAGGUGUCUGUUCUUUGCUGUUGCAUUUUACUACUGUACUAAUAUAUACUGUAGUUUAAGAAAUUAUUGUUUUGCAUUAUUUCUUCAAAUGCUGGAUAAACUGGACAAACAUGGAAGACACAAAUAUUUCCUUCACUGCCUUUAAUGGUUACUUGCUCUUGCCCUAGUGAAAGUGUUUCAAGUCUGAUAUCAGGUUUGCUUCACAUGAUAUGCUUUACAGUGAAUUUUUAAAAUAAAUUAUUCAUAUUUGACUAGGGUAAUUUAGUUUAUAUUUUUUACUUAGCACCUUUGUCCUUUUUUCUUCAGAGAAAACAAACAUUCUCUUCAGAAACUUAUCUUGCCUGCUUUUCAACAAAUAGUGCUGAAACAACUGGAUGUCCACAUGCAAAAGUAUUAACUCUAAGUGGGUCAAAGACCUAAAUGUAAAAGGUAAGACUAAAAACUCUUAGAAGAAAAUAGAGUAAAUCCUUAGUACUUGGAUUAGGCAAUAGUUUCUUAAAUAUGACCUGCAAAACAUAACAGAAAGUAAAUUGGACUUCACCAAAAUUAAAAACUUGUGCUUCAAAGGAUACCGUCAAGAAAGAGACAACACACAGAAUGGGAGAAAAUUUUUACUAAUAUAUCCGAUAAAGGACUUGUAUCCAGAAUAUACAAAGAACUCCUGUAACUCAAUAAUGAAGGACAAAUAACCCAGUUUGAAAAAUGGGUAAAGAACAUGAAUAGACAUUCCUCAAAGGAGAUCUGCAGAUGGCCUGUAAUACAUGAAUAUAUACCGAACAUCCUAAACCAUCUGGGAAAUGUAAAUCAAAACCACAAUGAGGUAUCCCUUUACACCCACUGGGAUGGCGAUAAGACAGAUAAUAACAAGUGUUGACAACAAUGUGGAGAAAUUGAAACCCUCAUACACUGUUGGUGGGAAUGCAGAUGCUUUGGAAAACAGCUUGGCAGUUCUUCAAAGGGUUAGUUAAACAUAGAGUUACCAUAUCUCCCGGCAGUUCUACUGACAGGCAUAUACCCAAGAGAAAUGAAAACAUGUCCAUUUAAAAACUUGUACACAAAUUUCAUAGCAUUAUUAUGGCUAAAAAAGUGAAAAUGCCUAAAUGUCCAACUGAUGAAUGGAUAAAUAAAAAUGUGCUGUAUCCAUUACCAAUGGGUAAUAUGGUAGAUAUGUGUUGUACUGCCAGAACUCUUUUUGUGAAAUGACUGUACCACUCUGCAUUCCAAUGAGGAGUGUAUGAAAGUUCAGUAGCUCUCCUUUCUUCCCAGUAUUUGGUAGUGCCAGGGUUUUGUUUUGAAUUAGCCAUCUUAAUAGGUGUGCAGUGAUAUUUCAUUGUGGCUUUCAUUUCCAUUUUCCUAAUGGCUAAAGAUGCUGAGCAUCUUUUGAUAGGAUUAUUUGCCAUCCACAUAUUCUUAGGUGAAAGGUCUGUUCAAGUCUUUUGCCCAUAUUUUGGAAAGUUGGUUUUUUUUAUUGUUACAUAUUUUGGAUAUAAGUGCCCUGAUGUAUUUUGCAAAUAUUUUCUGCCUAUCUGUGGCUUUUCUUACUUUCUUAGUGUGUUUUGAAGAGCAGACAUUAAUUUUGCUGAGUUCAAUUUAUCAAUUUUUUUCUUUUAGGGAUCAUACCUAGUUUCAUACUUUGCCUAACUCAAGGCCACAGAGAUUUUUCUUGUUUUCUUCUAGGUAUUUUGUAGCUUUAGGUUUUGCAUUUAGGUUAUGAUCCGUUUUCAGUUAAUUUUGGUCUGUGGUGUAAGUUGAGUUUCAUAUAUUUUUACAUAUGGAUAUCCCAGCACUGUUUGUUAAAAAGAUUCUUCUUUCUUCCCUGAAUGACCUUUGAACGCUUGUCAAAAAUCGACCACUUUAUAUGGGUCUACUUCUGGGUUCUCUGUUCUGCUCCAUUGAUCCAUAGGUUUAACACUUCACCAGUACCACAGUGACCUGAUUAGCCUUAUAUGACUCUUGAAGCUAGGUGGGAGUCUGUCAACUCUGCUCUUUAUUCAGAAAUAUUUGAAUUGUACCUUUCUGUAUAAAUUUUAUAAUCAACUUGAGUUUUACAAAAAUUCCUGCUGGGAUUUUGACUGGAGUUUUGUGGAAUCUAAAGAUCAAUUUGGAGAGAAAUGAGAUCUUAAUAAUAUUGAAUGUUCCAAUCCAUGAACAUGGUAUAUCUUUUUUUAAGGUCUUAACUUUAUCAAUGUUUUCUACAUUUCACCUACAGAUCUUGUAUAUAUUUGUUACAUUUCAUAUUUUGUGGUGCUACUAUAAUGGUAAUUGUAAAAAUUUGUUUCUAAAUGUUCAUUGCUACUAUGUAAAAAUACAGUUUUGUAUAUUGACUUUGCUUAAACUCACUCUAGUAGCUUUUUUUUAAAGAUUGCUAUGACUUUCCUAUGUAGGCAGUCAUAUCAUCCACCAGCAGAUACUGUCUUAUUCAUUUCCAAUCUGUGUCUUCUUCCCCUUCCCCCCACCUUAUUGUAUGGUGACGUGCAACACAAUGUUGACCAAGAGUGCCUUGUUCCCAGUCCUUGAGGGGGAAACAUUCAGUCUUCAUCACUCAUGAUGUUAGCUGUAGACUUUUUGGUAGAUGGUCUUUUUAGGUUGAUAAUCCCUUUCUUGCUCAUUUGCCAAAGAGAGUGUGUGUGUGUUUAAAUCAUAAAUGGGUCUUGAAUUUUGUCAGAUAAUUUUUCCGCACCUUUUUUUUUGAAAAACAUUUGAGAUAUAAUCUACAUACUGUAAUAUUUACCUUUUUAAAGCAUGUAAUUCAGUUUUUAGUAUAUUCAAAAGGUUUCCUGCAACUUCUGACAUGAUCAUAUAGUUUUACUUUUUGAUGUUGAUAGUGAAUUACAUUGGUUAUUUUUAAUGUUGAGCCAACCUUUUAUUCCUGAGAUAAAACCCAACCUGCUCAUGAUGCAUUCUUUUUAUCCAUUGCCAGAUUUCACUUGAUAAUAGAAUCAAUUACAGAGUUGAAGUCUGUGGCCUUACAGUAAAUAUUACCCUGAAUAUAUUUAUUUUCUUACUGCUUUUGAGUAAAAACUAAACAUGCCUUAAAUGCUUUCAUAAAACUAUUUAGAGUUUUUAAAGAGACCUUUAUACAUUUCAUUUUAUAAAAUCACUUGGAUCAUAAAAAGCUCACACGUGGUCUAUAGAUAAUGCCAAAAUCUGCAUUAAAGAAACCCUCACACACACACACAAAGUCCUACGUAAUUAACAUAAUAGAAAAUAAUUCCAAUAGUAAAGGCUUUCUAGCUUCCCUCUCUGAGUCGCUGCUGUGGAAUUUCUACAUAAAAUGCUGAAAAAGGAUGCAACAUGAUGCUGGAGGUCCUGCUUUGGAAGCUGCAUUUACAUAAGUACUUAUUUUCUUAACUACUUGUGUUACAGAACAAUAAAAGUGGAAAACUUUUCUAAAGGUAUUUUUAUUCACAUAUUACAUAAGACUGAGAAAAUGUCAGUUGUCCCUAUGAAAGAAUAGGGACGCUAAAGCAGUAGUCUCUCAUGGUUGCUGCUCUGGUUGUUUUAUUGCAGGCAACAUUAAGGUUCUGUUUCCUACAUAAUCCAGAGAUAAGACCUACAGAUUGCUUUUAGUUCUUGAGAGAAAAGGAAACUAAGAAAGGUGCUCACCAUAAAAACAUCAAACAUUAAAGGAAAAAGUAGACCAAGUUUCUGCC